AUGGUCACUUUUAACUGUGAGGUCUGUAACGAUACUGUUCCUAAGAAGAAUACAGAAAAGCAUUACUACCGUUGUCCGGAGGCAUAUUACACAUGUAUUGAUUGUUCCAAGACCUUUGAAGAUGGUGUAAGUUACAAACAGCACACGUCAUGUAUCAGCGAGGAUGAAAAGUAUCAAAAGGCAUUGUUCAAGAGGAAGAAGCAAAAGCCAAAGCAACAGAAUCAAAAUCAAAAUCAAAAUCAAAAGCCAAAGGUUACAGUAGAGAAGAAGGUAGACGAAAAACCUGCUAAGGAAAAUAAAAAGAAAUCUGAAAAGGUCGAGAAAACGAAGAAAGUACAACUGCAGGCUGGUCAGUCAUUAUACAAAAUUUUGAAGAAUAUUAAGGACAAAGAUGACAAGAAGAAAUUCUUAAAGAAUUUAGUUGUUAACGAGAACGGUAACUUGGUCUUACAGGACGCUUAA
This is a messenger RNA of Naumovozyma castellii, 462 nucleotides long. RefSeq lists its product as uncharacterized. Bases 1 to 462 code for a protein of 153 amino acids. The record is from RefSeq and is a predicted model, not a curated record. The transcript has a single exon. Lineage: Eukaryota; Fungi; Ascomycota; Saccharomycetes; Saccharomycetales; Saccharomycetaceae.